Rotaria sp. Silwood1 is the source of this 267-nucleotide messenger RNA. Lineage: Eukaryota; Metazoa; Rotifera; Eurotatoria; Philodinida; Philodinidae. The record is from the annotation of a GenBank genome assembly.
AUGAAAGAUGCACUUGAACCAUUUGUUCCUCGUAAUACAAUUGCUUUGAUUAAUACAUGUGAACAAGUAGCUAAUCUUCUUCGAUUGGAAAAAUACAUUGAUCUUGUUAUUCCACAUGCUUCAAAUGAACUUGUUCGUUCUAUACAAAAACAAAGUGUACAAAUACUUGUCUUAGGUCAUGCUGAAGGUAUUUGUCAUGUAUUUAUUGAUAAAGGUGCAAAUUUAGAUAUGACUUUACGUAUUGAUAAAGAUAUAAAGUUUAUAUGA